UUGAGACUGUUUGGGGUUUGGCUUCAAGGGAAAAGAAAAUAUCUUUAUAAACUAGGAUUGGCAACAGUACAAUGAGCUGUAAUAGAUAAGGCCUAAGAGCUGUCAACACCUGUUUUCAACUAUUGAAAUUAUCCAUCCAUUUGGGCUUUCCUUCUCACUCUCUUUUCAUCGGUCUGAUUGGGCCUUUUGUUGUUAUUAUGUCCAUUAGUGUUGUGCGGACCUUCUGCUAUAAGCACCCCCGUAUCAUUUGCCUUUCAAUGUUCUUGUAAAUUGCAAGGUUACCAAUGCAUUUGCCAUAAACCGACUCACUAUGCUAACCGCAUAUGCUAAAUCUGGCCUAAUACAAACCAUGCCAUACCCGAUGCUUCUAACCCUAGCUUUAUGGGGAGUACCAUCCAUCUUCUUUUUCUUAUCCUCAGAUGGAGGACAUUACGUAACCGACAACUUUGUGUGAUGACCCAAAGGAGUGCUAAUGGAUCUUAGAAUCACUCAUUCUAAACCGAUUCACCUCUUUCUUCAAGUAACCAUAUUGAGACGAGAACAAUUCACCUUUUACUAUGUUUCUUACGAUACCAAUACCAAGAAUCCUUUUUGCCGCACCAAGAUACUUCUUCUCAAAUUCACUGUUUAGUCUCUCUUUGAGCUUUCUGAUCUCUCUUUGAGCACCCAAAGAAGUAGCUCUCACGCCACGUCAUCCCUUACACAGAUGUGGGCAAGUCGGGUUGUCUUCAUACUGGGUUAGAUAGUUGGACCUGUUUAUUAUCCAAUCUUUAUUUAAAUUAGGCGUUUUAGACCCAUACCAUUACAUACACAAAUUGAAGUCAUCAAUAUAAAAAGUUUCUGUCUACAAUUUCUUUCUAUAUCACUUUUGUAAAAGUAUAUUAAAAUUAAUAAUAUAAUAUGAAAAAAAUGGCACUUUAUCAUUAAAUACCGGCAUAAUAUGAGAAAAUGUUAUCAUCUCAACUACUAAAAUUGUCUUUAUUUCACCAACAAAAUUGUCUUUGUUGUACCCAAACUUUUUGGUGAAUAAAGGUACAGAAAGAGUGUGUAAAAGGUGAUACCUGGCCUUCUGCCUUUGGCACAUGAAAACUGAUGCUACCAACACAGCUCUGGAGUAGUAUUUGACACAGCACACUUUUCAACAAAAAUAAUAAAUUAUGAGUAUAGGAUAUGCAUUGACAGUGUAAAAUGAUUUUAUAUUGUAAUUCAAUAACAAUUGUGUAUUUUCUCAAAUCACCCACUACUUUACAAUUUAAUAGUUGCGCUCACCUUUCAAAUUUUGGUAAUGGUGGCUCAUUUUCAUUUAGUAUCAAAGAUACUCCCUCUCCCCAAUGAAGGUAGUACUCUCUUUCCUUAGUUUUUCUUUUAUUUCCAUUCUAUAUCACUUUUGUAAAAGUAUAUUGAAACGAAUGAUAUAACAUGAGAAAAUGGCAGUUUAUCAUCAAUUACCGGUGCAAUACCUGCUAUAUGUUGUCAUCUUAACUCAAAAAAUGUCUUUAUUGUACCCAAUUUUUUGUCUUUGGCACCUGAAAUAAGCGUAAAGAUAGAGUGUGUAAAUGGUGAUAUCCUGGUCUUCUGCCUUUAGCACAUGAAAACGAUGCUACCAAGACAACUCACGACUCAGGAGUAGUAGUAGUAACGUUUUCUUCUGACACACCACACUUUUCAGUUGGCUUUUGCGCAUAAAAGCCAACGAAGGAUGACUCGGUUGGUAAGAAAUUGACUCAUCCAUAUGGUUGUGGGUUCAACUCCCGCUGCCAAUGUGAGGUCUGUCUUGAACGGAGAUGCAGCUCUACAUAUGGCAGUGGGAAUUGCAAAACACAAUUUUAGGGUAUUGAAUCAGUGACAUACUGACAUGUAUGAUAGAUUGAUUCAAUGUCAUAAAGUAGUGACUGCACAUGAGGAUUAGGAUAUUACCUUUACUGAUGAUGCUACUGCAGUAAGAAUAUAAAUUACUCGCUAUCAUCAUCCCUCUCCUCGUCCUCCUCAUCAUCAACGUUGUCGUCGUCGUCAUCAUGUGUUAUUAUUUACAUCUGCAAUGAAUUUCUCGCUGCAUGAAUUUUCCCAUCCACUCCACUUCAUCACUCCCAUGGUCCCCAAUUCAUUUCUCUCUGCAUAAAUUUUCCCCCUCAAUUUCUUUGAAGAUCGGUGCCUUGAUUAGGAAUUAUCAUUGUUCUACUGCUGGAGUUCAAUCUGUAUUGGUUUUGUGCUGUUUUGAAUGUGCAAAGGAUUCAAGUAAUUAGAUUGGAGCAGUCAUCAUGGCAAUGCUUCAUAAUGAAGAACAUAUUUGUGUUGUAAAUCGCGAAUAUGAUAUAUCGAAAAUGGAUGAUGAACUCAGCGACAGUUCAGUUGUAAUGAAAGAGUCUGAUAUAGAAAACCAAAGGGAUUCGCUUAGCUUGCAAGAAUCUGCAGAAAUGAUCUCCUAUAGCAGUGGAACAGUAUCAAGGCCUGUGGAUGAAAUGGCUAUUCAAAUAUUUGCAGAAGCUGGUACCAAGGAUCGACAAUGUCGAGCAUAUGUCAAAGACAAGGGAAGGCAGUGUGUGAGAACCGCAAUUGGUAACAAUAUAUACUGUUGUGCUCAUUUCUCAAACAAAAGAGAAAGACGUCUUAAAGUAAGCACUCCCAUUUGUGGAGGUACAACUGGUUCUGGUAAUAGCUGUAAGUAUCGUUCCCAUCCUGGAUUUUCUUUUUGUAAGAGACAUUGGCACAAAGCCGAGACGGGCCAGACCUCAAAUUCAAACCAUCGUACAUUAAAGAGGAAAGCUGAAGAAAAUUGUGGUGGUUCCCAGAACCUGAUUUGCACGGACUUGGUGUUGGCACAUCCGGAAAGUGCAUUGGAGAUCAAUCCAGUGUCGGUCAUCAAUGAUGUUGAUCCUUUCUUUGCAAAGAACAUCUCAGGCGAAACGCUCAAGCUUUCUGGUAAUGAUCAUAAUGAAGACUCUUGUAUUGAUAAUGAGAAUGCUGUUAAGGAAAAAUUAGGGUCGUCGCGAAAGGUUAUAGUGUUAUGCAAUGACAUAAGCUUUGCGGCGGAAUCAACUCCUGUGAUAUGUGUAGUAGAUCUACAAGUACUAAAUUAUCUUUGUGAGCAAGAGCGAUAUGUAUAUCUUCCUAAGCCUUGGGAGAUGUUUACCUAUGUGACAAAGCCGAUUCUUGAUCGAUUGCGUAGUCUUGAUUCUGAGGAUCUGCAUCUGUCUUGUAAUUGCUUAUCUUCUACUUGCUGUCCUGAAACGUGUGAUCACGUAUACCUUUUUGAUGAAGAAAAGGACAUAUUUGGGAAACCAAUGGCCGGAAGGUUCGCAUACGAUGUAAAUGGUCGAAUCAUAUUGGAGGAAGGUAGUCUUGUCUUCGAGUGCAACGAUAAGUGCGGAUGCAAUAAAACCUGUCCAAACAGAAUAUUGCAGAACGGAGUUCGUGUUAAAUUAGAGGUUUUUAUGACAGAGAAAAAGGGAUUCGGAGUAAGGGCUGGUGAAGCUAUUUUGCGUGGCACGUUUGUGUGUGAGUACAUUGGUGAAGUUUUAGAGCAGCAGGAGGCACACAACAGACGCGGAAGCAAAGAAAAUUGCAGUUAUUUCUUAGACAUUGAUGCUCGUGCUAACCAUACGAGUAGAUUGGUCGAAGGACAUCCCCGAUAUGUCAUUGAUUCUACUACAUAUGGAAAUGUGUCUAGGUUCAUCAAUAACAGUUGUUCACCCAAUCUCGUGGAUUACAAAGUUCUUGUAGAGGCCACGGAUUGUAAGCAUGCACAUAUCGGUCUUUACGCAAGUCGAGAUAUUGCUUUGGGUGAAGAAUUAACAUUUAAUUAUGACUAUGAGCCUGUGCCCGGAGAAGGAGAUUGUCUUUGUGGAUCUUUGAAAUGCUGAGGAAGCCUUUACUAGAACCUCGACAUUUUUCUGUUGUUGUAAGUGUUUUAGACUGUCCAGUAUAUUGCGGGAAUAAGUUGUUUGUGUGUGUAACAUUUAAAGUGUCCAAUAUGGAAAUUAUGUAUGUGUAACAUUGAAUGGUUGUAUUUUAGAUUGUCUCCUAAAAGAUGAGACACGUUGAACAUCUAUUUGAUGCAGGAUACCUAUGAAUCGAAGUAUAAUUUGUCAACUGUCUUCGACAUACUUGAUCAUAUUCACAGUCA
Medicago truncatula (barrel medic) is the source of this 4123-nucleotide messenger RNA. RefSeq names its product histone-lysine N-methyltransferase SUVR5. The coding region runs from base 2259 to 3860 and encodes 533 amino acids. Gene Ontology annotation, molecular function: zinc ion binding; histone methyltransferase activity; protein binding. The transcript has 11 exons. NCBI's taxonomy places the organism in Eukaryota, Viridiplantae, Streptophyta, Magnoliopsida, Fabales, Fabaceae. The record is from RefSeq and is a predicted model, not a curated record. Gene Ontology annotation, cellular component: nucleus.